This is a messenger RNA of Nilaparvata lugens (brown planthopper), 4473 nucleotides long. RefSeq names its product probable ubiquitin-conjugating enzyme E2 7. The transcript is spliced from 3 exons. Gene Ontology annotation, molecular function: ubiquitin conjugating enzyme activity. NCBI's taxonomy places the organism in Eukaryota, Metazoa, Arthropoda, Insecta, Hemiptera, Delphacidae. Bases 107 to 613 code for a protein of 168 amino acids. Gene Ontology annotation, biological process: proteasome-mediated ubiquitin-dependent protein catabolic process; protein polyubiquitination. The record is from RefSeq and is a predicted model, not a curated record.
AAGCAAGCAAGGAAGCUCUCGUUUCGACAUUCGACAGUUGUUAACCUAAGUUUGUGUCGCUGUACAAGUGAGAUAUUAUUGAAUUAAGUUAUUAAAAGCACUAUUAAUGUCAGAAUUCCAGUCGGCUUUACUACUACGAAAACAACUGACUGAACUGAAGAAAUGUCCAGUGGACGGGUUCUCGGCGGGUCUCAUAGAUGACAGCGACGUGUACCGAUGGGAGGUGAUGGUGAUUGGGCCGCCCGACACACCCUAUGAGGGCGGCUUCUUCAAGGCUCACCUCAUCUUCCCCAAGGAGUAUCCUCUGCGGCCACCCACUAUGAAAUUCGUGUCGGAAAUGUGGCACCCGAAUAUCGACAAGGCGGGCAACGUGUGCAUCUCGAUCCUGCACGAGCCGGGCGACGACCGGUGGGGCUACGAGUUGGCAUCCGAGCGCUGGCUACCCGUGCACACAGUCGAGACCAUCCUCGUGUCGGUCAUCUCGAUGCUGGCCGACCCCAACAGUGACAGCCCCGCCAAUGUGGACGCUGCCAAACAGCUGCGCGACGACUACCCCGCCUUCAAGAGCAACGUGGCGCGCUGUGUACGCAAGAGUCAGGACAACUUCGAAUAAGGGCCACUUUGUCCGCUACCAACCCUAUAAGGAAUUUACUGUACCGAUAUCAAUAUAAACUGGAUGUCCAAAUAGUCACACACCAGGGAUUUCACACUUUUACUCAUUAAUUAAUCAUAAAAUCAACAAUAAUUAUUAAAUGAAAAAGACUAAGAAAUUGUCAAAAAACCACAGAUUUAUUGAUACUUAGGAAGACCGGUUUCGGUUAUUACACCAUUUUCAAUCUCUGAGUUAAUCAGUGAGUUUAAUACCGGUGUAAUAACCGAAACCGGUCUUUCUAAGUAUCAAUAAAUCUGUGUUUUUUGACAAUUUCUUAGUCUUUUUCAUUUAAUAUGAAUAAUUACCACAAUAUCAACUACACAAAAAGUCUACAAUAAUUACUUCAACACAUCGAAAUUAAAAACAUUUAUACCAUAAAUACCAAAGUACUCAUUAGAAAUUAAUAUUUAUAACAAUGGAAAAAGAAAAUUCAAAAGGUAUUUUACAAUGAUCUUUAAAUUUAAUAUGAUUUUGUUCAAGCUAUUUACAUUUUACAAUGAUUCAAUACACUCAAACGGAAGCCACAUUGAACAAAUUUCAUGAAAUAUAUUGUUAAUAAUGUGAUUGAUUAAUGAAACUUAUGAAAAUUUUUAUUAUGAACUAUCUAACUUCCAUAAUAAAAUUUUAUGUAAUACAGGGUCACUACAACAGAUUCAUAGGAUUUAAAAAAAUAAUUACCAAAGUACUCAUUCGGAAUGAAUAGUAUUUAUACCAAUGGAAAGAGGAAAUUCGAAUGGUAUUUUACAAUAAAUACCUUUACAUUUUACAAUAAAUACCUUUGACGGCCCUAUUUGAUUAGGCAGCCAGGACACUUAGUCAACCAGGCAACCACCAUAUCACACAGGCAGUAGCUCAUUCGUUACUCCAAAAGUUCAUGAUCAAAAAAAUUCAUAAGGGAUUUGACACUUGGUUUCAUUAAUCAAUCACAUUGUUAACAAUACAAUUCAUGAAAUUUGUUCAAUAUGGCUUCCGUUCCGUUUUGAAUCAUUGUAAAAUGUAACUAACUUGAAUGCUCAUAGUAGAUUUUUCUGGAGAAUCAUUGUUAGGAAGGACUUUUCGGUGUUCUAUCACUUUGAUUCAACUUCAUGUACCUUCACUAAUUCAUUAAAUUGUGUACAAAUAAUUAAUUUGAGGUAAGGCAGAACUGGCUCAUCCUCAUGCCAAAACUUUCCAUUUUCCAAUGCAUACUAACUUACACAGGCCAAAUGAAAAUAUGGGUUGUCACUUUAGCUUUACAAAAUAAAUUACAUUCAGCUCAGAAAAACAUAUCUUCAAUUUAUAAUAGUAAUUGCGAAUGUCUUGAAUUAACAAAAUCUGAAGAAAUAAUUAUUCAAAAGUCUAAACAUUUUUGAAUGAAACUAGAAAUUUUUGAGCUAAAAAACUCACGCACUAUUUACAAUAGCCUACCACUUGAGUUGAAACAUAUUAAAUACAUUUUGCUCUCUAAAUCAGGGUUGUAGUUCAGUAUUUAAACAACAAACGUUGACUUUUGCAUCAUCAAAUCUUUACUAUCCAUAGAUUUCAAGCCUAAUGGGUUUUACCACUCGUCGCUUUUCAAAUAUGUUUCGACAUAAACAGAAGUAAUAUUGUGAAAUAUUUUAUUGAUGAGAUAAAAGUGUAAAAUUAAAAUCCCUGUGACUUUUCAAUGCUGUAGUUGUUGGUUGCUCGACAACAAAGGUGAGCUCAAGUUAGUUGUGCUCCAAGAAUUGUAAGAAACAAAACUAGACUGAGAACGACUUUGAGGCCUAGCAACCAAUUCUUGUUCCAGAUCAUGCCACAAUCAGAUUCUCGUUAUUUGUUGCUAAACAACAAAGUCAAACUCAAAUAACUGUUUUGUUUCUAUGACUCUGAGCUUGACUUGAUAACCAAUCAGGCUAUUCUUGUACUUGGUUGUGGCGCUAGCCCAAGGCCUCAAUUCUAGUACUGAGAUUGGGUUGGUAGCAACAAAGUUAUGUUUUACAAAUCGUUUAUAAAUACGGCCCUCAGAUUUGUCUACAGUAUGAUGAGUGUGGUAUGCGUGAAAAAUAGACAAUUAUGUCAACAUUUCCUUCAUGCAAUUUUGUGUUAGUUUUAAUUUUUGUUCAGUGUAUUUAACAUGUGUGGACGGACAUAUUAUAAAUGUUUUGUGUCCGAUCUCAUACAAAUGCCCUUACUUGUAAACAAGUUUCAUCGUGGCUCAACUUAUGUGCGGUACUACACUGUUUGCUCUCUUGUAAAGGAUAUUUCUCAUAUUGAGAUAUGAAAUGAUGGUGAACCGAUUAUAGCGCUUUUCGAGAUCCACUUGUCUUUAUUUAUGAUAACGGGUGAUCCAAUAACAGUGAACUAUUAAUAGAUUAAAAUGGUGUGUAUUACAUUUCAACCUCGCGCCACUAAACAUCACAAGCUCUUUUCAUGAAAUGUUUGAUUAAACACUGUUAUUUCUAUUCUGUUUCAUUUUUUCCAACCUGUUCUUCAACCUAUUCAUUAAUCGUAUUUAGGGCCUGUUCUGGUUUUUAUAACUUCCGAAUUGAAAUACAUUGUAUACCCUAUACGAGUUACAUCAAUUCGGAAGUUAUAAAAAUUAAGAGCAUAGUGUUCCAUUUUCAAGUAUUAGAACAAUUAUUAUUUAUGUCAGCUGUUGAAUUUUACCUACAUAAAAAAAAUAUAUAAAAUUAACACCCUUAUUGGUUCACCUGUUAUAUAAGCAAUAAUUAUUUAACAAAUUUACAGUGGCUUACUAUUGUAAAUAUCAUUAGGUAUAUUGCUAUGGACUAAUUCAUAUAGCUUGAAACUUUUCCCCAAAUAACUAAUAUUAGAUGAGUGCAGGCGUUCAGUACCUUGAAAAAUUCUAUAUUAAUUCAUCCAAAAAUAAUAUACGCUUCAUUACAUUAAUAUCAGUUUUAUUCCUAUCUCAAAUUUUAGUUUUGUUUUUCCAUCGAUUUCAAUAGAAGAUUACUGUUUUAAAACACUAAACUUAGUUACGAAUCGAUAGUAUGUUAUUCAAUAAUGUUGAAUCAACAUUCAACAUGAGAAUAAUUCAACUUGAAAAUAGCCUAUAAAUAUUCCAGGGUUUUCACAAUGUUGUAAUUUCUCUUGUAAAAAAGAGAUUGCAAUUAGAAGAGAGAUUGAGAUUCUUGUUAUGUUAAAUCAUAUCAAAGUUUACCCGCUUGUAAAAAUAUUAGAACUGCCAAUUAAACGAAACUACCAUACUGUGAUUUCUGACUUUCUUUAAGAAAAGUCUGAUGUCAGAAUACUCUUCAAUUAACUUGAUUAGUCAGAUUUAAUCUGUGAGUUUUAUACAUAAGGACUAACACAAAAGUUACUAUUUGAUAAUUGUCCUCAUUUCAAAUUUAAAUUAUGUUGUAUUCUAUACCUUGUAAAUUACUUCAUAUAUUAUCAACUGAACGGAUACUAAUUGAAAGGAUAGAUCUAGGAAGUAGGAACUGAAAUAGGUGAAUAACUUGAUACUUGUAAUUACAUUGAAUUAUUAUUUUAGUCGAAUUAUACUUAACUUAUUCUACACUUGUAUGUGAGGGAAAAUUAAUUAUAAAAUAGCAUUAGUUAGUUUUUCAUUGUUUGGGGGAAUCAAAUUGGGGGUAACAAUCUACAAGAAAAAAACAACUCAUAGGUACUCUUAUUAUUAGAACGUAUUUUUUAUACAAUCAAAUUCAACCCUAAUAAGAAUAGUGUAAGAAUCUCCGUAUGUAUAAGUGAAACGUCAAAAAACUUCGAUUUCUUUAUGUUCGCCAAAUAUGAGAUUGGUAUGGGCCUACAUGAAAAAGGAAUCAUUUUGUGCUAUAACUUGUUAUGAACAUAAUAAAGUUUUUUAGUCCAAUUGAAAA